CAGAAUUUGUCAAUUCGAAAUUAAGAAUCUAAUAAUUUUUGAAAAUAGUCUUAAAAUUUGGUUUCAUCUAGCAGAAUUGCAAAAUGGCUUGCUUGAAGAACGGUUGCGGGGGCAGCUGCUGGAAGAAGAAUAUGUUUGCCGGGCGCUUGGGCAACUACUUCCAGCAGCUGAAAACUGCCUACAACAACAACAACAACAACAACAACAACAAGAGGGGUAGCUGCGGAGGCGACUGCUCGACCGCCCAGGCGAUGGAUUCCAACGACACGACUCGGCCUCUGGAUGUGUCCGAACGGAUCCAGUGGCUGCGGCGGUACCGGCAGCAUGUGUCCAAGAAGUCCGGCUGCGAGUGCCGCAAGAGCUCGCCCCGGGACUAUUGGUUUAACGCGAAUCGCGGCAUCAUUUUGGCCCUGAGCCGGGCGGUAGGGCUGCAUGCGGACGUGGUCUCAGACUUUCUGUACACGCUGACCAUGCAGAACUUCGCCAAGGUGCUGAAUCCGCGCAACUCCUACUGUUACAAUUGCCACGUGCCACUGUGCACCUUCGACGCCUGCGACUUCAACUGCGGCAUCUUUGACAGCGAGGGCAACGUGCGCACUCCCUACCAGCCGGAGUCGCUGCUCAAGCUGUUGAGCGUGCUGCAGUUGGUGCUCAAGGGGGGCAAGGAGUCGGAAAAUGGUGCGCACAAGUGUCUCUUUGGCGACGCCAAAUGUCCGGCACGGAAAUUCGGUCUGCGGCCCACGCGGUGCACUCAAAAGAUAGCUGAUCGCUCGGGCAUCGGACCGAACUCCCUGGCCAGACAGAAUGGGCUGAGACGUCGCUUCACGCGAUACGAAAGAUAUUAUUUGGAUGGUAAUGAUCCGAAUGCCGGGAAACCAGGCGCUGGCGAUGCCGCCCUUGAAGCGUCUACAAGGAGAAAGCAUUUUGACAAUAUGGAGGGCUAUAUAGGUUACUGUAAAGGUUCAAUAGCCAAAGCCACGAGUGGUCUGUAUGCUGGGGAGAAGCUGAUUGCAUAUUCAGAGCGGCGCGAUUAUUUACGGAAGCUGUUAAAUCGGAUUAAAGAUCGCGUUGGCAUCGAACGGAAUCUAGACGAUUUGGUAGUUGCAUUGACAGGAUUCGAUCUGAACAAGGCUCGAGAAAGCGAAAUGAGCAGAACGAGGGGUAUCGCGCAGAACAUAUCCAAGGAAUACAAUGACAUGAUUAAAGGCGACCUGAGCUCCUUAAAAAUAGCCGAGGAAUAUCACAAUGAUCCCCAUUGCGCUGAGCUCAACUCGGAAGCGGUCCCCCUCAGAAGCGAGACGCUGUUGAAGAAAUCCGAAAAGACUCGAUUCUAUAAUUGUGCACAGGUGCCGAUAUUGGCACACAAACCCUUCGAUCCAGAUCGACCGGAGACUUGGAUGAAUCCCCAACCGACGGUUGCUUGCAUGGAUGAAGAAAACAACGUGGGCCAACGGGGCAUCAUUCAUCGCUACAGAUGCAAAUCCGUUGAUCAGCGACUGCAGAAAGCCCGUAAAAGGAUCGCCAUACGCUCUGUGUACAGUCAAACCUCAGACGAGGAUGUCAAAAAGAAAAAACGUUACAAAAACCAAUCUUAUAGGUAAACGUCUUGCAAUUCCAAUCCAAAUCUUGAUUACAGAAAUGUUCGCUUGAAAAAAAAGUUGAAGAGAAAUAAAAAGUCGGGCUCUUUAA
Molecule: messenger RNA, 1689 nt
Organism: Drosophila virilis
Lineage: Eukaryota; Metazoa; Arthropoda; Insecta; Diptera; Drosophilidae
Source: RefSeq, a predicted model, not a curated record